AUGUCAACUACGUCUAGACUAAGUACUGCUAUGCCAUCAAACAAUGUAUCACAAACGCCUGCAUUACCACUAGACACGACGAGGGUCAUGGAAGCCAAAUCGCCGACUACAGUGAGAAUAAAUUCCCCACGUGACCGUGAUCCUCGAGAAGUCGAAGGAGGAACCCCGUCGGAAUUGGGUGGGGAUAGCCUCACCACCGACCAGGGAUCAUAUCGACCAGGUUAUCAGUUCCCUGGGUUCGACGGUCCUGGAUACGUCGCUGGAGACGAAGAUCUAGGCCACCAGUGGCUGGUUUUAGAUUUCGGUGCCCAGGUAGCUAUUAUGCGAAUUGUUCUUGGCGGUGUGCGCGGACCCGACUUUGAAGCCUUCGUCAAGAAAUUUCGUCUGGAGUAUUCUGACGACGGCGAAGCCUGGUUUAUUUAUGGUGACCCUUCUAACGGCCAGCUUAUUGAAUUGGAAGGGUUGUCUUAUGUAGACGAAGUCAAAGAGAUUGAAUUGCAGUUCAUACUCAUAGCACGGUUUCUCAAAAUAGUUCCCAUUGAAGUGGAAAAUUUAUUUGCUCUGAAAAUACGUAUCUAUGGCUAUCUGUACCAAGAUUAUGCUGAAUAUAUGCACCAAAUGGAAACUCUGUACUAUCUCAUAGUUGAAGAUCCUGUCAGUUGGCACGAUGCCAAAUACUACUGUGAAUAUUGGGGUGGAUUUCUUGCGACGAUUCCCCAUGCCAUCGUUCAGCACCAUCUAAGACGAGAGAUUCAGCUUUACAAUUUAGUCGGUAACUGGUGGUUUAGCCCAACGGAUGCUGACAAUGAAGGAGUCUGGAUAAAUAGUCACGAUGGUAAAGACUUGAUUUUCAGUGAUUGGUUAAAUGGUCAACUUCCGGAAAACGAUGUCAAUAAGAAUUGUGCACAACUUCUUGAGAGUGAAGGUUAUGAGUGGAACCACGACCUAUGUGAUAAUAGUCAUAAUUAUAUUUGCCAAUUUAUUAAUGAACCAGACUACAGCAACCUGCAAUACCCGGACCGAGAUGAACAGGCAAAUGCCAAGGCAGACACACAGCAAAUCAAAGCUAUCGAUUUAUUUUAUAUAGCCGAACCAGCAAACAGAUUUACAUGGGAAGAUGCUAAUAAUUACUGUAUAGGAACUGGCGGAAGUUUACUAAGAAUAGAGCAACCUGAAGUUCAGGACACGUACGCACAUCUCAUGUCACAGUAUGGGAUUGAAGGGAGGUUUUGGUUAGAUCCAACAAACACUGUGUCUCAUCCUAAUACCCACGGCUGGGUGUACACGAACGGACAACCAAUCAUUUACAAUGUCGGGUUGAAAGACGAUUCAGCUUCAGUCGCCAAAUGUGCAGCAAUGAACUCCGUAGCUGGGUUUUCCUGGACUGCAGAAAAGUGCGCCGACCGAACCGAAGGAUUUUUCUGUCAAUACUAUGGCGAGCGUACUCCCUUCAGCAUGGAUGCAGAUUCCAGUCUUGACGUGGAGGAGAUUUACUAUGAGAUCGUGAGAGUGGUGAACGGGUUUGAUUGGUACCGUGCUCAGUCCUACUGUCAGGAAGAAGGUGGCCAUCUUGUAAGAAUUGAAGAACAAGAAAUUCAAGAAUUUCUGGCUUCCAAACUCAACGAACACGGAUUCACUGGUGAUUAUUACAUCGACGCGAUUAUGAAUGAUUUGGGUCAAGUCAUAUAUACCAAUAAUGAAUAUGUCAUUUAUAAUGACUUUCAUUCUUCAUAUCCACAGGGUGGUUGCGUUUAUCUUGCCGGCGGUGCUAUGUGGAGAUGGGAAGAUGGUGAUUGCAAGAUGGGAAGAAACUUCAUCUGUCAGUUCUAUGGCAAUAUUCAUCAUAAUGAACCCGAGUCUGGAGUGGACGAAACCACAGAAACGGAGACAGUGUAUAUUCAAUUAUUGUACAACUAUGGGUUCUCGUGGUAUGAAUCAGAAACCGCGUGCAGGCAGAACGGCGGCCAUCUUGUUCGAAUUCGUGACCAUCAUUUCCAAGAGCAAUUGAUAGAGUUUAUUUAUUCGCAAGGAAAUAUGCAAGGUAACUACUGGAUCGAUGUUAACGACAUUGACAACGAAGGUACAUAUCUACAGACAGAUGGCAAUAAGUCUCCUGUUCAAUUCUGGGCUCAGAUUAGUGGUGAAGAACAGCCAGACGAUGUUUUUCAUUCUCAGAAUUGCGUCUUUCUGAGGGAAAAUGACGGUUAUAUGUGGCAUGAUGGUCCUUGUUCCCAGGGAAUGAACUUCAUUUGCCAAUACAGCAGUGAACCUGCUCAGUUUCCCGAUCAGAUGUCUCCUUUGCACCACGUUCGUGAAGACAUCAUGUACACAUUCAUAUUGGACUCUCUAAACCAUAACGAUGCUCGAAUGCAGUGCGCUGAUAAAUACAAUGGACAACUCGCCAUGAUUCUCAGUGGAUACGUGGAACAACAACUUGUCCAAUUCAUAGAACAGCAGAACAUGUGGGGGGAGUAUAUAUUCGACGCUACCAGAGUAAAUGGACGUUGGCAAUAUUCGGAUGGAUCUGCCCUUCCUUAUAUGAAUUGGCAAAACGAUGACCUACCAGACGGGGACACACCCAUGUGUGCUAAAUUACAUUAUGAAACAGUCAAUGACUAUUACUGGUUACCAGAAGACUGUACUGCCAUGGCUAACUAUGUGUGUGAAUAUGACCAAGGUGCUGCUGAUGGAGGAGAUAACAGCGCACAUGAGGAAAUUGAGGUUCUAUACGCUAAUCUUGAUUUCAAAAUAAGUCACGAAGAAGCCACUUAUAUAUGUGCCAGCUACAGUGCAGAACUAGGUUCCAUCAACAGUGAGAAAAUUCUAAAGAUAAUAUCAGAUGCAUUUCAUGAUUUCACCGGUAACUUAUGGAUCGGUGCACACCGUGAUUACGAUGGAACGUGGAAAUGGGUUGAUGGAACUUUGGUCACGUGGUUAACUUUUAUGAACCCGGCCGACCCAGGUGACUGUGCUGUUCUCAGCGCCACCGACGGUUUCCAGGGGAAAAUUGUAGAUUGUGUGAGGUACACAACCAGUGGCAUUAUCUGCACAGCGCAGCCGACACUAAAGUAA
Messenger RNA from Saccoglossus kowalevskii, 3072 nucleotides. RefSeq lists its product as uncharacterized. Lineage: Eukaryota; Metazoa; Hemichordata; Enteropneusta; Harrimaniidae. Gene Ontology annotation, molecular function: protein binding. The record is from RefSeq and is a predicted model, not a curated record.